Penicillium atrosanguineum is the source of this 765-nucleotide messenger RNA. RefSeq names its product GNAT family N-acetyltransferase. Gene Ontology annotation, molecular function: acyltransferase activity, transferring groups other than amino-acyl groups. The transcript has a single exon. Bases 1 to 765 code for a protein of 254 amino acids. Lineage: Eukaryota; Fungi; Ascomycota; Eurotiomycetes; Eurotiales; Aspergillaceae. The record is from RefSeq and is a predicted model, not a curated record.
AUGUCCUUUGAGAAACAUAAAAAUGACCCUAGACUGAGCGUCGAGCUAAUUGACCGACCCGAGGAUAUCAUCCAGGCCUUUGACUGUGUAUGCGAGGCAUUCGGUCGCCAGGCGCAAGACGGCAUCUUCCUAGCCAUGAACCCAGGAUGGGAAACUCCCCAUGGGAAGGAGCUUAGAGCGGCCAACAUGGUGGCCCGCUGGCGCACUACAACCAAAGACAAGGACGGAAAUCUGAACACCUCGUUUCUGAAGGCUACGAUACCGGGAUCGGAACAGGAAAGUGAGCGCAUCAUCGUGGGCUUCGCGAUCUGGGUGCAGGCUUCGAGCGUGCAGGGCUACGGCGAUCUUCCAGUGGAGGAUCUUCGCAAGGGCAUGGAUCUAGAGGCACUUUACCCCGGAAACGAACGCGAGCAGCGUUACCUCUGCCAGGUUAUGGCCUCUUUACACCGGCGCCGCAUCGAGGUAAUCAAGGAGAAGGCCACCGCAGUACCCCCAAUGGUUAUGGCCUUAGACAUGUGUGCCGUGGAUCCAAGCUACCAGCGGAAAGGAGUUGCCAGAGAGCUAGUACAGUGGGGUCUCGACGAAGCUCGUCGGCGUGGCGAUCUGGAGGCUGUCACCGAAGCAUCCAGCAUGGGGAGACAUGUGUACGAGAAGAUGGGAUUCCAGGCGGAAGGGCCUAAUAUCGAGUAUUUUGUGGAUGAGGAGUUUAAAAGUCGCAGGAGACCGCCCAAUAUCUUUAUGCGUACCCACGGCAACCUCGUAUGA